AGACUCAUAGACACCCGGCUGAACAUAUUAACCUAAUUUAGACUUAGACAAAAUGGAAAUUAUUUCAUUAAAACGAUUCAUUUUAUUGACUGUGGCAACUUCAAGCUUCCUAACAUCAAACACCUUCUGUACAGAUGAGUUCAUGAUGCCUCAUUUUCACAGCAAAGAAGGUGACGGAAAAUACUCCCAGCUGAGAGGAAUCCCAAAAGGGGAAAAGGAAAGAAGUGUCAGUUUUCAAGAACUAAAAGAUUGGGGGCCAAAGAAUGUUAUUAAGAUGAGUCCAGCCCCUGCCAACAAAGUGCCCCACUCAGCAGCCAACCUGCCCCUGAGAUUUGGAAGGACCAUGGACGAGAAAAGAAGCCCCGCAGCACGGGUCAACAUGGAGGCAGGGACCAGGAGCCAUUUCCCCAGCCUGCCCCAAAGGUUUGGGAGAACAACAGCCAGAAGCAUCCCCAAGACACCGGCUGGUUUGCCACAGAAACCCCUGCACUCACUGGGCUCCAGCGAGAUGCUCUAUGCCAUGAUCUGCCAGCAUCAAGAAGUUCAGAGUCCUGGUGGAAAGCAACCGAGGAGACGAACGUUUGUGGAAACAGAUGAUGCAGAAAGGAAACCAGAAAAAUAGGAAACCUCGAGCCCGACUUCAAGAGGCUACGGAGCUGUGACCUGUGGUCUGAGCAGCUCUGUGGUGUUGACAAGGAAGAGCAUCGAUGAGUGCCAUUAUUCCUGUCAGUUUAAGUUAUGUUGGUGGUUGUUAAACAGGAUCAAGGAUGCUUGUAAUGUAGACUUGAAGAAACUUUUGUCAGAAUAAAACAGUAUUGUAA
This is a messenger RNA of Mus caroli (Ryukyu mouse), 821 nucleotides long. It is a transcript of the gene Npvf, whose product is annotated as neuropeptide VF precursor. Gene Ontology annotation, molecular function: signaling receptor binding. NCBI's taxonomy places the organism in Eukaryota, Metazoa, Chordata, Mammalia, Rodentia, Muridae. The record is from RefSeq and is a predicted model, not a curated record. Gene Ontology annotation, biological process: neuropeptide signaling pathway; negative regulation of gonadotropin secretion.